This is a messenger RNA of Solenopsis invicta (red fire ant), 5683 nucleotides long. Its product is annotated as protein Wnt-5b-like. Gene Ontology annotation, molecular function: cytokine activity; frizzled binding. Gene Ontology annotation, cellular component: extracellular region. The record is from RefSeq and is a predicted model, not a curated record. Gene Ontology annotation, biological process: multicellular organism development; cell fate commitment; neuron differentiation. Lineage: Eukaryota; Metazoa; Arthropoda; Insecta; Hymenoptera; Formicidae.
GAAGCGCAGACUAGAUUUACUGGGGCAAAUUUUCAGUUAUUCUAUUGGUGAAUUUGCUAAUUUUUAUCAUAAUGUUGUACUUUCUACAUUAUGAUUAUAAUAUUGGUAAGUGAUAUUUUUAUUCUAAGCAGGUCGGAUCGUCGAACAUCCGUCAAAGAAAAAGAAAAGGUGAAUGAAAAAAGAUGAAUGAGGCUAAGUCUUCGAAGAUUCUAAGCUCUUUUUUACAAGUAAAGAAACAAGAUUCUCAGAUGAAGGAUAAAAUUCCGAUUGUAUCCUACGUUUCCGAAAAAUUUUGAGAGAAAAAUCUUAUAUGAUAUUUCUGGAUUUCACCGAUUCUCGGGUUUUGAUUCAGAAAAAAGAAGAAAAUUUUUCACUAUACAUUAAUAUUAUUUUCAAAGCUUUGUUUAAGAAAAUUUGUUUUUCUAAACUUAUGUUUGCAUAAUUGAUAUUAAAUAUAGAUUAAACAUGUUAAAUAUCUUUGUUGAAUCUUGUGUUUCGAAUUUAUGUAAGCUACGUUAAAGAUUCGAUUAUACAUUUGCUUGACACAUUAAUCUCGAUCACGCCUCGAAAGAAACGUCGAGGAUUUUCGGGGAUCGCUGCCCGAGUGGCGGUCUCGUUACACAAGCGGCUCUCGAAGAAUACGGAGGAUUAAUUGGCGGGUCCGAUCGCGCGCGCCGCGCGCCGCUACCCCUCGCCCUGCUUCCUCGCCCGCCCUCUCGCAGCGAUCCCUUCGAAGGGGUUGCACGCCACGUCGGUCGGGUCUCCGCAGCUAGAGUGGCGAGAGAGAAGAAAAAAAAAGAAGCGCGCAGAGAGGAGAAACGAAAGAAAGGAGCUGCUAAUUGACACGGGCGAUUGCACGUAACGGUAUAAUUAGAGAAAAGAAUACGGAGAGCCCGGGCCGGUGCACCGAUGAAACCAAUGAACCAGCCACCGCGCGCGCGGCAAAGGGAGGAGAGAAGAAACGAGAAAGGCAAAGAGAGAAAGACGGAGUGAGAAAAUGCGCGAGCGAAGUGGCGAAAGAGAGACGAACGGAAAGGCAGAAAAGCAGCAGGGGAGAGAAGCAGCCGGCGGGUUUCGUGCGACCAUCGAGGGGUUCCCUCUCCGGCAGAAAGAGCCGCGGGCCUAUGGUAAGAUGGAAAGGGAGAGAAAGAGAAAGAGAGAGAGAGGAGAAUGAGAACGAGAUCGAGGGUAAGGGAGAAAGAGAGAGAGAGAGAGAGAAAAGCGCUGGUCGAAGAGACAGAGAAGGGGGGUACGCGACGAUCGGAGGGAGAGAAAGAGAGAGAGAGAGAGAGAGAGGGAUGGAUCGGGAGGGAGAGCGAAAAGAGAGGGACCGUAGGCUCCCGUGGACCCUACCGCGAUCAUUCUGUACCAACACGCCGCGCCGGUCGGUUUCGCAGCGUUCCCAGUGCCCUUCGACAAUACCACGAGGAGGAGCAACCGUUCUCCAACGAGGUCACUUCCGCGUCCCCCGUCGAGGGAGAGUCACCGAGUCGCCCCGUUCUCCUCCGAGAGGAACGUCGUUCUUCUUCUUCUUCAGCCGCGCAGGACGAGACUCGGGGAAGUGUGCCCCCUUCGGUGAAAGGUGCCGCCUGGACUCUGUUUCAUUUCUUUUUUUCUUUCAUCUUCCGGGAGUUCCAUUCCACCGGGGACCAGACUCGUUCAUCCGGACGGAUCGCACUUAAUCGGGUUGGUUCCCCGAAGAGAGAAGAGAUGAUGAUGCGCCAAUCUUGGGAGUCCAGGGUAGAGAUCUAACGGACUUUAAGUUGGAGCGGAGAAUCUCGUUGAAGAAGAAGAUGAUGAUGUGGUGACGCGAUCGUUUUUCAACGCUCCUGAAGAAGGCUACAAGGAUCUUUACGCGACAUAAAAGAACGAAGGCUCGACGGAUCGUCGAAUGAUGCAGCUCGGUAGCUCGCUUUUAUCUCGGACGUUCGAUCGGACGACAGGUUCUCCAGUGGAACAGAAACAGCGUGCGUCCGCGGGCGCAUCCGGGCGGAACAUAGUCGAGAUAUAGGCGUACGACGUCGGGAUCGUCGAAGCGGCAAUUAACGCGACGCGUUAAAGAUCGGGGGCGCGAUCGACGCGUCUCGGGCUCGCUAUCCUCGCGGAGAGCGAGGAUCAAGAGCCGGGAUCUCGUGACCAGUCGCGCCGAACGGUCCGACCGCGACUCGUUUACCGGGCUCGCGCGCGCGCGCGCGCGGCGAAAGAGUUCGGCGGAAAUUAUUCCGUCAAGAUCGCAAUCGCGCGCUCGCGCGCCAGCGCAGCAGCAGCAGCAGCAGCAGCAGCAGCAGCUCGCACAGGCGAUCAGGUUUCGCUCCGAGAAGAAAUCUCGCUCUUCCAGCGCCUUCUCCGCACCGCGCCGCGUCACGCGCCGUGCCGCGCUACGACGCUACACUGUGCCGUACCGCGCCGGAGAAAAAUCGCCAAGCGCAGUAUAAGCCCUCGCGAUCGCAACAGGCUGCCCGAUCUUCUCCGUGCAAGCCGAGAGACCGGGUACUGAACUAAUUAUGCGAGCCGGUGGAUGUUACGGACCGCAAAAUGAGACGUGAAACGGUGUGGAGUCGUGUAGUCGCGCGUAGAAGGAGAGGAACCUUUCCAUCCGGAGGACCGUUCGCGAUUCAAAGGACAAGGGCCCGUCGCGGGGAUACCCGAUAAGGAGAAGAAGGCAAGAUCGAUUCGCACUCCGGCGAUCGGUGUUAUCGCGGAAGGACGAGCGAGCGAUACGGGAUUAUUCCGACGAGUCGAGCCGGGGCGCAAUUAUCUCUCGUACUUAACGACUGCGGCUUGCUCCGUCCCGGGGUAAAGGAGAAGGAUGACGAUGCGUGGCAAUGGUGCACUCGUGAUCCUGCGAUCGCUGAUGGUUGCCGUCGCCGCCGCCGCCGUCGCCGCAGCCGCAGCCGCCACCACGACGGUACCGGGGACCUGGAUAAACCUGGGUCUGCGACACUUGCCGCAACUGGAAUCGGCGCAGUCGAUGGAGCCGUUUGACGCGAGUGCCUCCACGAUCUGCGUCGGCCUGAAGGGACUGUCCCAGGGUCAGGGGAAGCUCUGCCAGCUAUCCGUGGACCACAUGUUCAGCGUGGCCAAGGGCGCCGCCAAGUACAGCGUCAUGGAGUGCCAGCAUCAGUUCAAGGACAGAAGGUGGAACUGCUCCACCGUUCCCGACGAGACCGUGUUCGGUCCGAUACUCAGAAUAGCGAGCAGGGAAACCGCGUUCGUUCACGCGAUCACCGCCGCCGGAGUGGUCUACUCCAUCAGCCGUUCCUGCCGGGACGGCCAGCUGUCGUCGUGCGGCUGUUCCAUGAGUAGCAGGCCCAAGGACCUGAAGCGCGAUUGGAUCUGGGGCGGAUGCGGGGAUAAUCUCGAAUACGGCUACAAGUUCACGCAGGCGUUCGUUGAUGUGCGGGAACGGGAGCGCAGCUUCAAGCGAGGCAGCCGGGAGCAGGGCAGGAGCCUGAUGAACCUGCACAAUAACGAGGCCGGUCGCAGGGCCGUCAUCAAAAGGUCCAAGGUAAUGUGCAAAUGUCACGGCGUUUCCGGAAGCUGCAGCUUGAUCACCUGCUGGCAACAGCUCGCAUCGUUUCGCGAGAUCGGAGAUUUUCUACUAGACAAAUACGACGGUGCGACCGAAGUCAAGGUUAAUAGGCGCGGUCGCUUGUCGAUGCGCGAUCCUAGGUUCUCCGUGCCCACUGCGAACGACCUGGUCUACUUAGACGACUCGCCAAACUACUGUCUCCCGAAUGACACCCUGGGGUCAUUAGGCACACAGGGCAGAUUAUGCAAUAGGACCUCGUCCGGCAUGGACGGCUGUAAUCUUCUUUGCUGCGGUAGGGGCUACAACACGCAGAAGUCGACCAUCAAGCAGAAAUGCGAAUGCAAGUUUCACUGGUGUUGCUUCGUCGAGUGUAAGACCUGCGUGAAGAGUAUCGAUAUACACACUUGCAAAUAGCGCGCUACUAUUUAUGUCUUUCUUUAUCACAAUUUCUUUACGGGCUUGUACUCGCAAUGUCGAAGAUAUAUACGUACAAUUGACAGUAUGUUGUAUUCUGGUAACGGCGGCAUUAAUAUUUUACAGUCAAUGAAUUUUUGAAUCGAUACUUUUCUCUAAUUUAAAAUUUCAUCAAAUAAGUUCUAUUAAAGUCUGUCUCUUCCACAAAUGUGCGUGUAUGUGUGGUACGUGUGUAUGGAUGUUCUUAUGCAAUAUUGUUGCGAUAGGUUUUCAGCGUAGGUGGAGGUAAAUUUAAUCAGAGAAAUUAAUUAUCUUAUCGUAAACUAUUUGGGGCCUAUAAAAAAAACUUAAGCGAAUCAAGAAACGUUCGAUUGUGUGUUCGUAGGGAUUAAGUGCUUCGCAAACGAUUUACGAUCACUAAAUUGACGCAAUUUUUUUCAACAGAGACGAGCGGAACUUAAAUUGCAUUCAGUCUUUCAUGCCAAGUUCACGUUAAGUCGUGUUAAAUAAAUGUCUGCAUAUAUACAUGCUAAUUAAACCAUUUUUUUGUAAACAUAAUUUAAUGUCUCAAUAUGUCUCUUGUAUUGUUUAACGCUACAUUAAAAAAAAAUUAAUUAUUUAUUCAGAAAACGAGAUCUUGUAGAUAUUAAAAAGAUAUCGUAUCAAAGAUAUCUUUUAGAUCGCUAUAUCUUUCUGAACCUUUUCGAAAAAAUGCAAUCAUCUCAAGACGUGGCAAAUCUUUUAAACAUCUAUCUUUAUAUAUCGGUAAUUAUUCCGCAUGACACGCAUACGCACCGAUAAAUUAUUUUGAUACCGUAAUAGCAUCACUCUUUAUACAAGAUGAUUAUUAAUAAGUCUCCCCACUUUUUAUCAUAGAAGUACGCAAUUGUAAUUUCUAAUAUAAUAAUAUGUUAGAAAUACGUAUCCUUUGGUAAAUCAUGCUUCUAUGGUAAAAAGUGGAGACAUUCAUUAAUAAUCACCGUGUAUAUAGCUGUAAUAAUUACUUAAUAUAUGAAAAAAAUAGCUGUAACGUAAAUUAUUUAAAGUGUUCGUUGCAUUUCUAUUUAUUUGCUCAGAACAAGCGAUUUAAUCUAGCAAUCCGUAAGAUAGCGCGCACAAGCGAGCAACAUUGGCGGAUUACUUAAAAAUACGUAAGAAUUUUAAGAGGGAUGCUCUCUCAAAGAGAUUAUCUGUAAAAGUAUUAUAUAUAUAUAUCCAAGUAUAGAAUAUAUCGUUAUUAUGCAAACGUAGUGAAAGAGGGGAAAAAGUGAUUCUAAGAAGCUGAAAAAAGUCCAAAAUUAUUUUUUUAAUUUACAUAUACAGAAUGAUACAGGAAUAUUUUUGAUAAUUGUACAGGUUUAUAAACUGGAGUUUAUACAUCAUAAACUGGUAUAUGUACUAAUAUUUAUGUCUAAUUACUGAACAAAUCUAUCAAUUCUCAGAAUUAUUUUUGUAUCAGUCUGUAUAUGCAUAUAUACCUAACUUAACUUAAAUUUUCUAUUACAGUCAUUACGAUAAGACUUAUAACAUUCCAUUUGCAUUGAAGAUCAUGUCUGAUAAAAUGUACUUGCCUUAGGUAACGACAUAGCUUUUAAGUCACAGCGUUACAUCUCUAAUAGACUAGACGUUUAUUUAACAACUGUAUAAUUAUUUAUUUUUACUCCUAGAUACUGUAAUGUACAAAACUCGGCAUUUCACAGUGGAUAGAUGCUAAGAUAAUAAAAUAUCUUAUAUCAA